CUUCUGUUCUGGCGUCGGGAUGUCUUUAGGAGUGGUACUUGUUUGGGGUCAAUUCUUCGGACUGUAUACCAGUUGUUUACGAUCAAUGAUUUAUUGUGUUUCAUGGAUAGAGGGGUCUGCAGUGUCAAUUGAUGGAAAUGAUUGGGGCUUGUGGUGGUUCAGAUGUCUGGAUUCUGUCGGGGGCGCUGAGACAGUGGCUGUCUUUAGUGCUACAGUGGAUGGAGUUAUGGCUGGGGAAUCAGAAUGGGGAGUCACAAUGAGAGCAACUUUGGGUUUAACAACCUAAGGUGGCUAUUGGUUGAUUACUG
Molecule: messenger RNA, 308 nt
Organism: Aspergillus welwitschiae
Lineage: Eukaryota; Fungi; Ascomycota; Eurotiomycetes; Eurotiales; Aspergillaceae
Exons: 1
Coding region: 20-286 (88 amino acids)
Source: RefSeq, a predicted model, not a curated record